This is a messenger RNA of Auanema sp. JU1783, 1113 nucleotides long. The record is from the annotation of a GenBank genome assembly. NCBI's taxonomy places the organism in Eukaryota, Metazoa, Nematoda, Chromadorea, Rhabditida, Rhabditidae.
AUGGUUCUCCUGACCGUCGAAGAUUUCCAUCAAGAAGCGAAGCAUAAACUCCCGAGGCUUGCCCUGAAUUAUUAUAACGGGGCAGCAGAUGAUGAAAGGACUCUCAGGCGCAAUCAAAAUGCCUUCGAAAGGUUCCUAAUUGUACCUAGAUGCUUACAAGACGUCUCUCAUGUGAACACCUCGACUAACUUUCUUGGGAAGAGUUUUUCUUUUCCUAUCGCGGUAGCUCCAACAGCUUUUCACAAGAUGGCUAGUGCCAAUGGGGAAGUAGACACUGCCAGAGCAACAGCCAAAAUGAACACCUUGAUGAUAGCCAGUUCAUGGUCAACUGUGCCAUUGGAAAAAAUUGCUGGAGAAGUUAGAGACCACGGAGGCGAUCUUUGGUUUCAAUUGUAUGUUUACAAGGACAAAAGUGUCACGAAGUUAUUAAUUGAACGGGCAGUGAGAGCCAAAUGCUCAGCUAUUGUCCUGACAGUGGACACUCCCGUUCUAGGAAGACGUUUGGCUGACUUACGUCAUGGUUUCUCUCUUCCGAAACCUUUUCGCUUAGCCAACUUCUCAUCAGACAUGCUGGAGAAUAUGCCUGAUGGAGAUACUGGAAUAUCAGGAUUUAUGGAUUAUGUCACUAAUCAAAUCGAUAGUUCCCUCAGCUGGGAGACCGUUGAUUACAUCAAACGUAUCUGCCCUUUACCAUUAAUCCUUAAAGGAAUUGUGAGAGCUGACGACGCUGCUGAAGCUCUUAACCACUCGAUUGAUGGGAUUAUUGUAUCGAACCAUGGAGGCCGUCAACUAGAUAGUUCCAUUUCAACUAUAGAAGCGCUUCCUGCAGUCGUUCAUGCGAUCAAGGGGAAGAUUCCGGUAUUUAUGGAUGGUGGAGUACGUAAUGGACGUGAUAUAUUCAAAGCCAUCGCUUUGGGAGCAACUGCUGUUUUCAUUGGUAGACCAAUUCUCUGGGGUCUGGCCGUAGAUGGGGAACAGGGAGUUCGCAAAGUUCUGGAUAUUCUUCAAACGGAAUUCGUUCACACUAUGCGUCUCGCAGGGACCAACUCAAUCAAAAACGUGAAAAAUACUGAAAACCUGGUGAUUCAUGACUCGUUUAUAUCAAAGCUAUAA